CCAUCAUCCAAACAGAAGUUAAGGUUCCCAUUCUUUCUUCAGUAUAUCCGACCGUCACUGUAAUUUCCGGCGAAUGCUCCGAUGAAAGUGAAAGAAAGGUUGAUUUUCUUUUUAUCAUACCACAAUUCACGGGGGAUGAGAGGUCACCUUACAAAUUCUAGAGAGUGAAUUGUGCUUCUGGCAUGUUGGAGAAAAUAUGGUUGGCAAAUGCAGUUUGUUGUGAUCUCUAGGGGGACAAAGUCUUGUGGACUUUUGAACUCGUGUAAAGUUUGUUAUUUUCUUCUGCUCGAUGGGAUGGAGAGGUGCUUUUUAUUUUUCAUUUUUUCUUCUCACCUUAGUUGAAUCAUCCAGCAUAUCAGAGAAAAUAUGGUUGCCAAACCUGGGUGCAGAAACAACAUUAUCCUUCAGUUGGCCAGUCUUCAGUGCAAGCAUAUUUGUCUUCCUUGCUCUUGUUCUCUCCACUUAUCUUAUAUUUGAGCAUUUAGCUUCAUAUAAUCAACCAGAGGAGCAGAAGUUUUUGAUAGGACUCAUACUGAUGGUUCCUGUUUAUGCACUGGAAUCGUUUUUAUCAUUGGUGGACUCAGAUGCUGCAUUCAACUGUGAAGUUAUUCGCGAUUGUUAUGAAGCUUUUGCAAUGUAUUGCUUUGAGAGAUACUUGAUAGCCUGUUUAGGUGGGGAGGAACAGACUAUUGAAUUCAUGGAAAGCCAGACCAUAAUCACUUCCCAGACUCCUCUUUUAGAAUAUGCAUAUGCUUAUGGCGUUGUUGAACAUCCUUUUCCAUUGAACUGCUUUCUGAGAGAUUGGAAUCUUGGUUCUGAAUUCUAUAAUGCUGUAAAGAUUGGCAUUGUUCAGUAUAUGAUACUGAAGAUGAUAUGUGCACUACUGGCUAUGAUCCUGCAAUUGUUUGGAGUUUAUGGAGAAGGGAAGUUUGAAUGGAGAUAUGGGUACCCAUACUUGGCUGUUGUUCUUAAUUUUAGUCAGAGCUGGGCACUAUACUGUCUUGUUCAGUUCUAUUCUGUCACUAAAGAGAAGUUGGAGCCAAUCAAACCAUUGGCUAAAUUUCUGACAUUCAAGUCAAUUAUAUUCUUGACCUGGUGGCAAGGUAUAGCUGUUGCAUUUCUCUUUUCCAUGGGAGUUUUUAAGGGUUCUUUGGCUCAGGAGUUGAAAACACGUAUACAAGAUUACAUCAUCUGUAUUGAGAUGGGUGUUGCUGCUGUUGUGCAUCUUUAUGUCUUCCCUGCUGUACCUUACAAACGUGGAGAAAGAUGUGUCCGUAAUGUGGCUGUAAUGAAUGACUAUGCAUCUUUAGGAACACCACUAGAUCCAGAAGAGGUUAAGGACUGUGAAAGAUCUACCAAAUUAUGUGUGGGUCGAAUUGAUGAGAGUGAAAAGCGUCUAAACUUUCCCCAGAGUGUUCAUGAUGUUGUCUUUGGGAGUGGUGAAAUAAUUGUUGAUGACAUGAAGUAUACGGUUUCACAUGUUGUUGAACCAGUCGAAAAGGGAAUUGCAAAAAUAAAUAAAACUUUCCAUCAGAUAUCUGAAAAUGUGAAACGCCAUCAGGAAUCAAUGAGGAGAUCUAAAGAUGACAAUUAUCUCAUUCCCUUGAGUUCAUGGACAGGGGAAUUUUCGGAUGCUCAUGAUAAUCUUCCUGGAGGCAGUGUUAGUGACAGUGGUUUGCACAGUGUACAGAGACUGCAAGUCCAAUCCAAAAAUGCAGUAUCCAGGACUAAGAUGGGCAGAUAACAUCUGUAGUUAUUUACAAAAGCCAUAUCAAAAUGAUCUUAACAAGGUUAACAUACUAGGUAAGUGUAUGCUAACUUCAUCAUUCCUAGACAUUUUUCUUUCUCUUCCCCCUUAUGCAGAGUUGUGAUGGUAACCUGUUUUUAUCGAUCGGCGAGAACUUGUGCAGGAGAUCUUGCUGCUUUCUUCUAACUUCAGAAAUGUAUAGAAAAAAUUGUGAUGAAACCGGCAAAUAAUCUGGUCAAAGCUCAGCUGCUGAGUCUGGCAAAUGUACAAAAUUUAGUUUCCACAGGUGCAAACUGUGCUUGUUAUACAUGUUCUCAUUGUGAAACUAAAGCCAUUUAGCCUGCAUUUGGAAGCUGGCUAGAUUUUCUCUCCAUUUUGGUAUAUUAAAAUGAAUCAAUCAAAAUGUUUUACAAUU
Rubroshorea leprosula is the source of this 2162-nucleotide messenger RNA. Lineage: Eukaryota; Viridiplantae; Streptophyta; Magnoliopsida; Malvales; Dipterocarpaceae. The record is from the annotation of a GenBank genome assembly.